AUAUAUAGCGCGUGUCGACGUGCGUCAGAUUGUCGCACACUGAAUGUAUACUUAUAUAUAGACGCUAUAUUGCCAGAACAGUCCACGCAAACCGAAGCCACGAAAAAAAAAGAUCGGGCAAUGACACCACCGAAACUGUGGCCUUCGAAUAAUUAAAAUAUCAUUCUGCUGUCGUCACGUUUUUCUUUCUCCGAAGACCGAAUAAAACUUGUCAUCCCCUCGUAUGCUCUGGCCAGAGCUGAAUUCGAAUCGACGAUCGAUCAGCGCGCUUUUUUACCACGCGAGGCCAGUAGUGCGUGAUUAUUCAUAUAAAUUGCGCUUGCGAGUUGCGACGCGAAAUCCAGAGGCGCCACCGGUCGGAACUCCUUAUUGUCCAUUUUCGCUGGCUUGGCCGAUGCUACUACGACUGAGCUGUCACUGAGUCAGCUUUCUGCUCGUUUUUAACUCCCCCUCGAACGUCUCAUUAUUCCUAAUUCGACUUUGGGGCAAAAAAUGAGAAAACAUUGAGAUUUCGAGAAACAUCUUGGAAAGAGACUUGAGGAAGAAACGGCUCUGGGUGUAGUAGCUGCUUAACUAUGUCAUCGCCAAGCAGCACUAAAUUGCAGGAUGAUAUCAACAGCAUACCCUUGGCCGACGAUGAUCCUCAGGUCAUCAUCCCUGAAGAAGAAAAUAAUUCGGAUGCUAACGCCACCGCGGUGACCAACUCGCAAUCGAACGAUAUCAAUCGUGUACAAAGCAUGGAUUCUUUAAUGUCCAGUCUGACUAACAGCAGUUGUAGUCACAACAGUUUGAUGUAUGAUGUAGGGUGUCUUCUAGGUUUGGAUCCAGAUGUCAGUCCAGACGAGCAGCAAGAGAAAGCGAGACUUAUCGCUCAAGUUCUUGAGCUUCAAAAUACGUUAGAUGAUUUAUCUCAGAGAGUGGAUGGUGUUAAAGAGGAAAAUCUCAAACUCAAAAGUGAGAAUCAAGUGCUGGGUCAGUACAUUGAAAAUUUAAUGUCAGCCUCCAGUGUAUUCCAAUCUACAAGUCCUAAAAAUAAGAAGUAAUAUCAGUGUGUACUUGUUUGUUGAACAAGGAAACAGACACAAAAGAACAUUUGUUUUACUUUCAGUAUUUGUAUAAAAGCAAAUAUUUUUCCAAGUUGCAUUUGUACCUUAGCAUUUAUACCAAAGAUAAGUUUUUUGAGCACUAUAAUAGCUUCACAUGUAAAUAAUUUAUAUUGUUUAAUCAUAUGAAAACGAGUCAUAAUAUGACAUGUCACGUUUUUACGCUUAAAAUUUGUCAGAAUGUUGUGAUUGUGUUUUUUGCAAUAAGUCAGUAUUGCUAUGGUACGCCUAUGAAUAAAAACAAAGCAGUUUUCUGCUCAAAUUUCUAAUAGAAA
Trichogramma pretiosum is the source of this 1378-nucleotide messenger RNA. Its product is annotated as short coiled-coil protein B. Bases 576 to 1043 code for a protein of 155 amino acids. The record is from RefSeq and is a predicted model, not a curated record. Gene Ontology annotation, cellular component: trans-Golgi network. NCBI's taxonomy places the organism in Eukaryota, Metazoa, Arthropoda, Insecta, Hymenoptera, Trichogrammatidae. The transcript is spliced from 4 exons.